This is a messenger RNA of Hyphopichia burtonii NRRL Y-1933, 2109 nucleotides long. RefSeq names its product 1,4-alpha-glucan branching enzyme (gene GLC3). Bases 1 to 2109 code for a protein of 702 amino acids. Gene Ontology annotation, biological process: glycogen biosynthetic process. The transcript has a single exon. NCBI's taxonomy places the organism in Eukaryota, Fungi, Ascomycota, Pichiomycetes, Serinales, Debaryomycetaceae. Gene Ontology annotation, cellular component: cytoplasm. The record is from RefSeq and is a predicted model, not a curated record. Gene Ontology annotation, molecular function: cation binding; 1,4-alpha-glucan branching enzyme activity; hydrolase activity, hydrolyzing O-glycosyl compounds.
AUGUCCCAAUUCAAUUCAGACUCCAGUGCCAGCAAAGACCUUAUCAAAGGUGCGUUAGACGUGGACCCUUGGUUGGAGCCAUUUUCUCCGCAAUUAAUUAAUCGUCAAUUACAAUUCAAAGAAUGGCAUGAAUCAUUAUUGAAGAGUGAAAAAUCAUUGGAUUCUUUUGCUUCUUCAUAUGAAAAGUACGGGGUUCAUGCUGACUGGAAUACCAAACAGAUUACAGUCACUCAGUAUGUUCCAGAUGUAAAGGAAGUUUCCAUUGUUGGAGAUUUUAAUCAUUGGAACCCCAAUAGUCACAAAUUGGGUCAAGCUAAUAAUUUUGGAUUAUGGUCUUUAACUAUAGAUGCGGUUGACGGAGAGUUUGUAAUCCCUCAUGAUUCUCGUUAUAAGAUCAGCAUGCUUUUACCCUCUGGAGAACGUAUUUACCGUCUUGAUCCGUGGGUGAUUAGAGCCACUCCCUCCACUGAAAAUACUCUUUAUGAAGGACGUUUUUGGAACCCAAACCCAUCGGAUGUAUAUAAAAGAAAGACUCCAAGGCCUAAGAAUAAGGACGGUAUCAAAAUUUACGAAGCCCAUGUUGGGAUUUCUACUCCGGAAGCAAAAGUUGGUAGUUACAAGAACUUCACCACCAAAAUUUUGCCAAUUAUUCAUAGAUUGGGUUAUAAUACCAUCCAAUUGAUGGCUGUAAUGGAACAUGCUUAUUACGCUUCUUUUGGGUAUCAAGUUACCAAUUUUUUCGCUGCUUCGUCUAGAUUUGGUAGCCCGGAAGAUUUGAAGGAGUUAAUUGAUGAAGCUCAUAGGUUAGGAAUUAGUGUUUUACUUGAUGUUGUUCAUUCCCAUAGUUCUAAAAAUGUUGAAGAUGGUUUAAAUAUGUUCAAUGGUACUGAUCAUUACUUAUUUCAUGGAGGUGCUAAAGGAAACCAUGACUUAUGGGAUUCAAGAUUAUUUAAUUAUUCCAAUUAUGAAACUUUAAGAUUUUUAUUAUCGAACUUGAAAUUCUAUAUUGAAUUCUAUGGGUUUGAUGGUUUUAGAUUCGAUGGUGUUACAAGUAUGCUUUAUAAACAUCAUGGUUUAAGUUAUGGUUUUAGUGGUGAUUAUAAUGAAUAUUUUAAUCCUGAUUUGGUUGAUAACGAUGCAAUUACUUAUUUAAUUCUAGCUCAUAAAUUACUUGAUGAAAUUUCAAUUCGUGAAGAUAUCACUUUAACUACAAUCGCAGAAGAUGUUAGUGGUAUGCCCACUUUAUGUUUGCCUGUAAAUAAAGGGGGUAUUGGUUUUGACUAUAGAUUAUCUAUGGCUAUUCCCGAUAUGUGGAUUAAAAUUUUGAAGCAUUUAACUGAUGAACAAUGGGAUCUUGGUCUGAUUGUUCAUACUUUAACUAAUCGUAGGUAUGGUGAAAAAUGUAUUAGUUAUUGUGAAUCUCAUGAUCAAGCUUUAGUUGGUGAUAAAACUAUUGCCUUUUGGUUAAUGGACAAAGAAAUGUAUACUAAUAUGUCAGUCUUGACUGAGUUAACCCCAGUUAUUGAUCGUGGUAUCUCUUUACAUAAAUUAAUUCGAUUACUUACGUUUUCCUUGGGAGGUGAAGGUUAUUUAACUUUUGAAGGUAAUGAAUUUGGCCACCCUGAAUGGUUGGAUUUUCCUCGUGUUGGUAAUGAUGAAUCUUAUCAUUAUGCUAGAAGACAGUUUAAUUUGAUUGAAGAUGAUUUAUUAAGGUAUAAAUUUUUAUUCGAAUUUGAUGCAGCAAUGCAACAUUUAGAUACAAAAUAUAAUAUAUUAUUAUCACAACAAGCUUAUGUUUCAUUAAAACAUGAAGGAGACAAGGUUUUAGUUUUUGAAAGAAAUGGUUUAUUAUUUAUUUUUAAUUUCAAUUCUACUCAAUCUUUCCCUGACUAUAAAGUUGGUGUUGAAUCCCCUGGGGUUUAUCAAAUUGUCUUGAAUUCUGAUGAUCCUAAGUUUGGUGGUCAUGGUAGGAUUGAAGAAGUCACUUCUACCGGUGAGAAGUUACAAUUUUUCACGAAUAAUGAUCCUUGGAAUAACCGUGCAAAUUCUUUAUUUGUUUAUAUUCCAAGUAGAACUGCAAUUGUUUUACAAUUGAAAGACAGAGUUUAA